AUGAAAACUAAAAAUAUUUUAACAAUAAUAGUAACUUUGCUCACCGUUUUCAAUACAAAUGCAGAUAAUUACAACAAUCCAAAGUGUCAAGUAACACCUCGAAUCUCACCGAAAAACGAUACAUUAGUUAUUUUUAUGCUGGGUUUUGGUCAAAAUCAUGUGAGUUUUGAUAAGUUUUAGUCUAACAAUGAAAUAUGGUUUUUACAGAAAGCUGAGAUCUUCUAUGUUCUGAAACAAACAAUUUGUUGGUUGCCAGAAGUUCCAUCAGCGGUUUUUGUUCAAGGAGAUCAAGAACUUAAGAUUAUCAACCAACUGGAUUCUAAUCCGAUUAAAAACGACGAUAAUUCUGAGAGAGAUGCACCACAAGCAAGAUCUUGUGCCGAAUUCGGAAAUGAUCUAGAAACACUGAAAAAAGACGAUGUGUCCCAUUUCAAGCAUGUUUUAUUGAUUGCUCAUCAAACACACAAUGGAGAUAGUUGCGAAUAUUAUGACAAAUUCAAAGAAUCUGCUUUGGACAGAGAUACAUUCAAGUUUUCAUUGAUCAGAUUCGAUGACAAGACCAGCGGUGAUUAUAUUUCAUUGAACGUUAAUAAUUUUGAAGGGGUUAAAACUGAUGAAGGUAAUCUCCAACAUUAUUUUUAAAAAAGCAUAUAAAUGUUUUUUUUUAGAAAAUGCUUCCGAAGAACUACGCAAGAAAACAGGAGAAUUGUGAGUUUGGAAAACUUGAUUUGGGAAUUAUUUAUGAUUUUUUUAGCGUCGAUAAAGUCUUGGGAACCGAGAAAACAACACCGACACCUGAAUCGACAACAGCGAAACCAACAUCGGAAUCUACAAGUGUGGGAUCUACAAGUGUGAAAUCUUCAACUGAAAAACCAGCAUCGGAAUCUACAACUGCGAAUUCUACAGCUGAACAAUCUACAACUGAAAAACCAGUAUCGGAAUCUACAACUGUGCGAAACCAACAUCGGAAUCUACAAGUGUGGAAUCUACAACUCAAAAACCAGAAUUGCAGUCUAAAACUGUAGAGCCAACGGUGGUUUCUGCAACUAUAGAAACCACCUCGGAAUCGACAACUGCAAAAUCUACAGCUGAACAAUCUUCAAAUGAAAAACCAGCAUCGGAAUCGAAAACUGAGAAACCAACAUCGGAAUCUACAAGUGUGGGAUAUACAACUCAAAAACCAGAAUUGCAAUCUAAGACAACGGUGGUUUCUGCAACUAUAGAACCCACCUCGGAAUCGACAACUGUGAAAGCAACACCCACAACUGAAGUAACUACUUCGGAACCUGCAACAAAAACGCCGAUUCCGAAUACUACUCAAAAUCAAGAUCCGGUAACGAUUCCGCAUCCCGAAGCCGGCACAGAUCAAGGAAACACCACAGUCUCAGUACCAAGUUCAACUUCACAAGUGACGACUUCGAAGCCGACAACUACUCCUGAUCAGAAGACUUCAACGAGCCCCGCACCACUCCCAACUCCAGAAGUUCCACAAACCGAUCCACCAAUUCAAACUUCUGAACAAGAUUCACCUGUAGCUUCUGCGCAAGAAUCAUCAAAAACUGAAGAAGAAGAUUCACCGAUUCUCAUCAUAAUUAUCGUUGUAAUUGUGAUUGUCAUCAUUUUGUUGGGAAUUUGCGGAGUUGUUGGUUUCAUUCUUUGGAAGAAAAAUAAGAACAAGAAAAAAAUCAGAUGAGAAAAGCAGCAAAAGAAAUCCUAAUUCUGCAAAAAAUAAAGACGUGGAGAAGAAUUUGAGAAGUGCAAAGGAAGCCAAAUCAUCCAAAAAUAAACAACCAUCAAAAUCAGCUGAAAAAUUGGGUGGAAAAUCGGCAGAACCAGCGGCUCUUGAAUCACCAGGUAAAUUAAUUAUAUUUUGAAUACAAUUAGCCCUAAUGUUUUUAUAGCCAACCCUUCAAAAGAAGCCUCAAAAAUGACGGAAGUGAAUAAAUCAAAAGCGAGCCAGGAAUCGGUGAUGGGUGGUUUGGAAUUUUUUGAAAGAUAA
Caenorhabditis angaria is the source of this 1999-nucleotide messenger RNA. NCBI's taxonomy places the organism in Eukaryota, Metazoa, Nematoda, Chromadorea, Rhabditida, Rhabditidae. The record is from the annotation of a GenBank genome assembly.